Messenger RNA from Macadamia integrifolia, 1224 nucleotides. RefSeq lists its product as uncharacterized. Lineage: Eukaryota; Viridiplantae; Streptophyta; Magnoliopsida; Proteales; Proteaceae. Bases 164 to 640 code for a protein of 158 amino acids. The transcript is spliced from 2 exons. Gene Ontology annotation, biological process: mitochondrial respiratory chain complex III assembly. The record is from RefSeq and is a predicted model, not a curated record.
CCACAUAGCUCAAAUAAUUGACACGUGUAGAGAAGCCCAUAGGAACCAUGAGGGUUGAGAGAACCAAGCAACACUCAAUGGGAAGAAAUGGCGUUGGAGAAGAAGAUAUGGAGAGGCUCAUGCCUUCAAUUUCCCCAAACCUGAAGAGCCAGUGACCGAGAAAAUGGCCAUUAGGGUUGAGAAAUGGCGAAAAUUUGCAGCUCCCAUGGCCAUCAGCACCAUCAGAUGCAACCCUGCAACUCAUCGUCAGCUUCUCCACAACGGCCCAGACACAUUGGAGGAGCUAUUAGAGAGGCACGUGGUGAAGAAAGAUAAGAAUAGCGUUGACGACGAAGAAGACGCGAUUUUAGCUCGUCGUCGCCUCACAAGCACCCGCAGAGAGGCUCUUAGUCUCUACAGAGACGUCAUAAGAGCCACUCGCUUCUUCGUCUGGCCUGAUUCUCGUGGUGUCUUGUGGCGAGAUGUUCUGAGAGAGAACGCUCGUAAGGAAUUCGAAGAAGCCCGGUUCGAGAGGGACCCUGAGGUCAUCACGAGAUUACUUAUUUCUGGUAGAGAUUCUGUUCAGGCUGCCAUUGAUAAGCUUAUUGAGAAGCAGAAGCAACAGAUGGAGCGCGAGCGAAACGAUGGAAAUCGUCGUUGAUGAUACAUUUAACAGGCAUAAGAGUUGAUGGAUGGAGAUUUUGGUGAAAGAACCCUAUACUACGGCAGAAAUGAUAUGUGGGUUCAAUUGAUUCAAUCAUUAUAUGUUUUAAAAGGGUUAUUUUCUAUCAGGAGAUGUUAAAAAACUACAACCUCAGCCCCUGCUAUGUCCUUGUGAAAAAUGGAUGAAACUGCAGAUAGCUCCGAAAGUUUCUGACCUAGAGAAAGAAAUGGUGUCCAGGGAUAAAAGGGCUCAAGCCUGGGACAGAGCGAUCCAUCCGUGCAAUUCAGUUAGUGCCCAACGAAGGGGAACUUUCUUUUGGGGUGGUGACGAGCCCUCUGAAUAGGACUUCGGCAAUGCUGGCAACAAUCUCUGAGCUCAGUUUUGUUAUGUGGUGUUGAAGUUGAUUCAUCGCCUGCGUUAACCUCCUCACUAUGUUAGCCAUCUGAACUCCUUUUCUUUAUCUUCACAAAAACUCAGUAGCCUGAACCUUGAAACAGGGGAAACAUAAUUGUGUUCAAUAUGAUAUUUAGCACAUCAUAGAUCAUGUUUAUUUCAUUGUGGGACUUGUGCCCAUUGACAAA